This is a messenger RNA of Rhagoletis pomonella (apple maggot), 1686 nucleotides long. RefSeq lists its product as uncharacterized. The transcript is spliced from 4 exons. Lineage: Eukaryota; Metazoa; Arthropoda; Insecta; Diptera; Tephritidae. The coding region runs from base 202 to 789 and encodes 195 amino acids. The record is from RefSeq and is a predicted model, not a curated record.
ACACACAUAGAUAAAACGAUUGAUGAUGAAAGCGAUUCAGAGGACUAUGAAUCGGAUGACUUUGAAUUUUUGAAUGACUCACUGGAAUUGCCGGGCCAUUUUCGAUGUGCCAGCCAUACACUGAACCUCCUGUCCACAACGGAUUUUUCACAAAUUAUAAAAAAAUACGAAAGGCUUUAUACGCGCCACAAGCAGUCGUUUAUGCGCUGUUCAAAUAUUUGGAAUAAAUGUGGUCGUCCGAAAUCGGCGGAACUAAUAAGAGAUGUGUUGUGUUCAUCACUCAAGACACCAACAGUAACACGCUGGAACUCUCUCUUUGAUAGUGUUCAAAGCCUUCUAAAGCACAAGGACAAGCUAUCGGCUUUAUGCACAACUCUAAAUGUAACGAAAUUUGCAAUGUCCGAUAUUGAGUACUUGGAGAGUUACACUAAGUUAAUGGAGACUAUCGCAAGUGCCAUCGACUUUUUGCAGGCAGAUCAACAUAUGUACUUCGGCUACUUCAUUGCUGCCCUAAUAUCUUUGAAAAUCAAACUAACUAAAUUUCAAGAAAGCUUUGAAAUACGUGAGCUUGGUUCUGUUUGCAGCGAACUGGUAGAUUGUCUACACAAGAGAUUUCAAAAAUUUUUUGAAGGAGAUGAAGAGGCAAACUUGGCCAUCAUAGCGGCGAUGUCAUGUCCAGCUGUCAAGCUCCGAUUUUUGUCAGUGCUGCAGCGAACAGCACCCCACUUAACUGUGGAUGUUUUAAAAAAUUUAUUUAUUGAGCACGCUGCUCAGUUCAUUCCCAAAUGAACCAACCUAGCGAUACAAACAACAAAAACUUUAGAACCAUCUGACUCGUUUUUGGAGUUUGAAGAUGCAAGCAUAGGGGUACCCGAAACGACUGAGCAGGAGGAGAUUCGAAGGCAGCUUGAAACUUAUUUGGUAGAUCCUAAUACUUCUCUCAACUGCCUGGAGAAUUACAAAAUUAUUAGGGAGGUGUUCCUUAAAUUUAACACUCCGAUUCCGUCCUCUGCUCCUGUAGAGCGCCUAUUUUCUUUUGCAGGGAUAGUAAACGCUCCCCGCAGAAAGAAUCUGCUUGAUUCGAAUUUUGAAAAACUUGUUCUAAUGAAAGCAAACAAUGUUCAAAGCAAUUAAAGUCUAUUAUCAGCCACAACAAAAAUAAAGGGCCGCAACUGGGGCCAUACUUAAAUUUUUCAUUUCAUAGUUUUUAACUCUUAGAGGAAACAUUAACAGAUUUAAUGCUCAUUAGUUAAGUUCCCGUUAGAGUUAGUUUAAGGAACGUCUCUGAGUGCGGCUGUAUGUAUAUCAAAUAAAUUUUGUACACGUUGUACGUGUAAGUUUUUGAAGAAAUUUGUGUUUGUGUUUAUCUUAAAGAAAUAUUGUAAUUGUAUUGAAAUACACUGUAAAUUGAUAUGUACUUAUGUUAGAAAAUAAAUGUACAUAUGUUCAAAAGCCGAUACAUUUCCAAAAAUCACUUGAAAAGGCCUAAUUACUUUACUAUAUUUGGUUUAGUGGAAAAUCUGUUGAUUCCACUACUUUUGAAUUGAUUGAAAAUUUUUUACAUUACCACUAAACUCAUUAGUGGUAGUGGAAAAAAAUUCAAUUACCACUAAAGGCAUUUAUUUUUAGUGAACAUUUUUUCAACUACCACUAACGCAUUUAGUGGUAGUGAAAAAAAAUCUGAGU